Molecule: messenger RNA, 1176 nt
Organism: Staurois parvus
Lineage: Eukaryota; Metazoa; Chordata; Amphibia; Anura; Ranidae
Source: the annotation of a GenBank genome assembly
CGAAAUUAUCUGAGAAACAACUGUCCUGGGCCCAUGUGCGUCGAGAUCAUUGAGUAUGAAAAAGUCCGGGAGACCCUCAUGGAUUAUGUGAAGGGGGAUGUGAAAGUCUGGAUUGGAUCUCAGUACACCAAUUAUGGAGUGUAUGAAAUUAUACCCAAGAAUAAGCUUCUAUCUGAGAGCUACUCCCCAAUCAUGAUGACAAAAUCUGUGAAAAAUGAGAAGAGCAGCACAGUUACUGAGGACUUGUCACAUCCGAGAUGCCGUGGCAGUCAUUGAGUAUUUGGUGUGGUUGGAAAAGAACAUCCCUACCAAUACAGUGUCUGAAUUGAGCGGCGCACAAUAUGUAGAUGGACUACGAGCGAAGCAGGAACAUUCUAAAGGGCCGAGUUUUGAAACCAUUUCUGCAGGCGGUCUGAAUGCGGCUCUCGCACACUAUAGCGCAACAAAUGAUACCAACCGACAGUUGACUGUGAAUGAAAUGUACCUGGUGGACUCUGGAGGACAGUAUCUUGAUGGAACGACUGACAUUACAAGAACCGUUCACUGGGGGAAACCUACUGCUUUUGAAAAAGAAACUUACACUCGGGUCCUGAUGGGGAAUAUUGAACUGAGUAGACUUGUAUUCCCACCACAAACAUCGGGAAGACUUGUAGAAGCGUUUGCCAGGGAAGCCCUAUGGAAGGCGGGACUGAAUUAUGGACAUGGAACUGGACAUGGAAUAGGAAACUUUUUUGCGGUUCAUGAGUGGCUUACCAAAAAGGUCAUUUCAGUCCAGCAAUAUCGCAUUGACCAAAGGAAUGUUCUCAUCAAUUGAACCGGGCUACUACCAUGAUGGAUAUUUUGGUAUUCGGAUUGAGGAUAUUGUACUGGUGGUGGAGGCAAAUACUAAGGUCAUCUUUUUGUUUUCUAGCUAAAUUCGGUCUGAUGUGAUGUUGGCUUGCAACAAAUAUGUGCAAUAUUAUUAACAAUACUCUUGAAUUAGAAUAAUCCGCUAUGUUAACAAAUAUUACGAGAAGAUCAGACAGAUCAUGCUGCCGGAGCUGCAGAGACAGGGCCGCCAUGAGGAGUACAAGUGGCUGGAGAAAGAACACGGAGCCUCUGUCUCCGGGGACCAUUGUGACGGCCUCUCUGGGUGUUCUGUGUGUAUCUCUCAUCACCAGUCUGUUCCUCCAGUAG